AUGGCUGGCUCCCCAACAGGCCUCAUUCAUGUCUUUCUCCUCUGUCAGUUCACAGCGUCAGCAACUUCUGGAGCCAUGAAGGAGCUGGUCGGAGCCAUCGGUGGGUCUGUGACUUUCCCCCUGACAUUCACAGAAAAGCAGAUUGACAGUAUUGUCUGGUCCUUCAAUAGAACCACUCUCAUCACCAUACAGCCAGGCACGGAGAGCAAAAACGCCACUGUUAUAGUGACUAGCAAUCGUAAUAGGGAAAGGGUGGACUUCUCAGGUGGAGGCUACUCCCUGAAGCUCAACAAACUGAGGAAGAAUGACUCAGGUUCCUACAGUGUGCAGAUACACAGUUCAUCAUCCCAGUUUCCCUCAACACAGGAGUAUAUGCUGCAUGUGUAUGAGCAAGUGUCAAAGCCCAAAGUCACCGUGGGUCUGCAGAGCAAUAAGAAUGGCACCUGCAUGACCAAUCUCACAUGCUACAUGGAACGUGAAGAAGAGGAUGUGACUUACAGCUGGGAGACCCUGGGGCAAACAGUCCCUGAGUUCCAUAAUGGCCCCAUCCUUUCCGUCUCCUGGAGAAUGGGGGGAAAGGACACAGCCUUCAUCUGCAUUGUCAGGAAUCCCAUCAGCAACAGCUCCUCAAGCCCCAUCCUUACCAGGAAGUUCUGCGAAGGUGGUGGUGGCCCGGAUUCCCUCAUGGUCAUCCUGAUUCUCCUGUUGGGGCUCAUCCUGCUCAGUCUCCUUCUAGUGGGAAUAGCUAUUUGGUGUUUGCAGAAAGACAAAGAAAAAGAAUCCACUGAAAGGAAGGAGAAAAAGGACACUCAUCAGGAAAUUUCUAACUUCUGCUCCCAUUCUGGAGAGAACACAGAAUAUGACACAGUCUCUUACAUUGCUAAAACUGUCCCAAUGGAAGAUCUAGCAAGUACGCUUUAUUCCACUGUGCAGAUUCCAAGAAAGAUGGAGAAUCCCAACUCACCACCAACAACGCCAGACACACCAAGACUGUUUACCUAUGAAAAUGUCAUCUAG
This is a messenger RNA of Carlito syrichta (Philippine tarsier), 1017 nucleotides long. Its product is annotated as SLAM family member 7. Gene Ontology annotation, biological process: T cell activation. The coding region runs from base 1 to 1017 and encodes 338 amino acids. Gene Ontology annotation, cellular component: external side of plasma membrane. NCBI's taxonomy places the organism in Eukaryota, Metazoa, Chordata, Mammalia, Primates, Tarsiidae. The record is from RefSeq and is a predicted model, not a curated record. The transcript is spliced from 7 exons.